CGGAGCGGAUCUUGAAACAGCAAGUCCGCGAAACGCUUCCCCCCAGUAGCACGAGAUGGUUCUGCCGCGAAUCAGAAAUCUAGUUGCACCGCUGUGCUUUCUGCUGCUCGCGAGUUGCUGGCUGGUGAACGAUGUAGACUGCGCCAAGAAGGCCGCGGCCCCGGCGGCUGCGCCCGCUACCUCGGAUGCCACGAUCGAAGAAGUGUCAGCCAAGCAGCUGGAGCGGUUACUAGAGGAUAAGGAUUACGUUGCGGUGUACUGGUAUGCCAGAAGUUGUACCACGUGUGACACAGUAUUAGCUGAGCUAGAGCACAUCGACGAUGAUACCGAUUCGUUCGGUGUCGAUUUCGUGAAAAUCAACGACAAACGACUCGCGAAGCAAUAUGGCAUCUCGAAGUUCCCAGCACUUACGUACUUCAGAGAGAAGGAACCAAUCAUCUACGAGGGAGACCUUAUGGAUGAGGCCGGCGUGCUCGACUUCCUCACCUCGCUGGAGGCGAUGGAUCUCCCGGACCGGAUCGAGGAGGUCAACUCCAAGAUCCUGUCGAAAAUCAUCGAAGACUCCGACUACGUGGCCGUGCUGUUCUGCACUGAUCACGAAAACUGCCCACCCGGAAACAACAACAAGCCCGAGUGCAAGAAGUGCAUCAAGGCACUGCAGGAGCUGGAAAACAUCGACGACGAGGCAGACCAGCUUGACAUUGGAUUCGUGAAGAUCCACGACGAGGAUCUGGCCGAAGAGUACAAUCUGGGCGCCCUGCCAAAGCUCGUCUACUACCGUCACCAGACUCCGAUCGUCUACGAGCAUGAGCUGCAGCGCGAGGAGGACGUGCUGGAGUGGUUGGUGGAGAAUAAGGCCACCGGCGAUGAGGAUGAUGUCAUCGAGGACGUCAACGCCAAGACGCUCAAGACACUGAUCCAGAACAUCGACAAUUUGGUGGUGCUGUUCUACGACGACGGUGAUGAGGAAUCGGAAUCGGUGCUGCAGGAGCUGGAAAACAUCGACGAUGAUUGCGCCAAGCAUGGCAUCCAGUUCGUCCGGAUCGACGACCCGAAAGUCUCGAAGGAGUACGGUAUCGAUGAGGUUCCCGCCAUUGUGUACUUUGAGAAGCAGAUCCCGAACGUGUACGAUGACGAUCUGUCCGAUGAGGAGGAGAUUCUGGAGUGGCUGCUGUCGCAGCUGGAAAAGGACGAGAUCGAGGACGUCACCGACGAGAUGCUGGACAAGCUGAUCAAGGAGGGCAAAUCGAUCGCCGUGCUGUUCUACGAUAACAAUGACAAGAAAUCGGAAAAGGUGCUCAACGAGCUCGAGAACAUUGACGACGAGUGUGACCAGCUCGGUAUUAACUUCGUCAAGAUGGACGACACCGAGGAGGCGAAAGACUACGGUGUGACCAAGUUCCCGAAGCUGGUCUACUUCGAGCAGGGCAUUCCGACCGUCUACGAGGGUAGCCUAGAGCAGGAGGAGGAUGUGCUGGACUGGCUCGAGCGGCAGACGAGCAGCGACGAGAUCGAGGACGUCACCGACGAGAUGCUGGACAUGAUCAUCGAAAAGAUGCAACACGUGGCGGUCCUGUUCUACGACAAGGACUCCAAGACAUCGCAGAAGGUGUUGGCCGAGCUGGAGAACAUCGACGACGAGUGCGACCAGAACGACAUUGCGUUCGUCAAGAUCGAUGACGACAACGAGGCCAAGGAGUGGGGCAUUGAGGAGCUGCCAACGAUGAUCCUGUUCGAGCGUGGCAUUCCACACAUCUACGAAGGCGACCUGCUGAAGGAAGACGAACUGCUCGGCUGGUUGGUGCACCAGAAGCGCCACUCGGAAAUUCCAGAAAUCACCGACGAGAUGAAGGACAAGCUGAUGCAGAUGUACGAUCACGUUGCAAUUAUAUUCUAUGAUAAGGACGAUAAGCAGGACAUCCGGGUGCUGAACGAGCUGGAAAACAUCGACGAUGAGCUGGAGAAGGAGGAGAUCGUGAUCGCGCGGUUGGACAACGCGGAGGAGGCGCGCGAGUACGGGCUCGACCAUCUGCCCGCGCUGGUCUACUUCGAGAACGAGAUCCCGGCCAUCUACGAGGGCGACCUGAUGAACGAGGAGGAGGUCCUCGAGUGGCUCAAGCUGCAAAAGUACUCGGCCACCAUCGAGGAGGUGACGGACGAGAUCCUGCAAGAUCUGAUCGAGGAGCACGAGUACGUGUGCGUCUACUUCAGUGGUGCGUGCGAGGAGGGGGAAAAGUGUGACAAAAUCUUGGACGAUCUCGAAAACAUCGACGACGAGCUGGACGAAGCCGGUAUCAUCUUUGUCACCACCGAAGACAUGGUCACUGCCAAGAAGUACAACAUCAAGAACCUGCCCUCGUUGGUGUUCUUCCGCAACAAGGACCCACUCAUCUACAGCGGUGACCUGAACGACGAGGACGAGGUACUGGCGUGGUUGACCGAUGAGGAAACGCUCGAAAUUCCCGGCAAAAUUGAGGAGGUGAACAACCGGAUGCUGGAGAAGAUCCUGUCCGAAAACGAGCACAUCGUAGUGUUCUUCUAUCACGACGACGACAAGAAGGCGCAAAAGAUCAUCGCCGAGCUGGAGAACAUUGACGAUGAGUGCGAGGAAAAGGACAUCGAUUUUGUGAAGACGUCGGACGACGACAUCGACAAGGAGUACGAUCUCGAGACGCUCCCGGCGCUAGUGUUCUACCGCAACAAGUUCCGCACGAUCUACCCAGGCGACCUGAUGAAGGAGGACGAUAUCCUCGAGUGGGUCCUGCAGCAGUACAACACCAAGCCGGAAAUUAUCGAAUCGGUGGACCGCAAAACACUGCAAGUGUUGGUCAACGAAGUCGAACACUUGGCCGUGCUAUUCUACGAUGACGAUUGCGAGUCGUGCCCGAAAAUCUUGGAAAAGCUCGAAACCAUCGAUGACGACACCGACAAGCAUCACAUCCAGUUUGUGAAGGCCAACGACGAAAAGUUGGCCCACGAGAUCGGCAUCUUCUCGUUCCCGGCCCUAGUCUACUACGAAACGGGUGUCCCGAUUAUGUACGAUGGGGAUCUGAGCAACGAGUACGAUGUGCUGGACUGGAUGCACGGUCAAAAGACGGACGAAAGCAUCCAGGAGGUGGAACGGGACGAGCUGCUGCGCAACAUCGAAACCAAAGACUUCCUGGCGGUGGUUUUCUAUGUGGAAGAAGAUCCCAAUACACCGAAAAUCCUGCGCCACAUUGAGCUGAUCGACGACGAGGCGUCCGACUACGGUAUCCUGCUGGUCAAGUCGAGCGAUCGGCUGAUGGCGAAAAAGUUCGGCUUCCGCAACCCGCCCGGUGUGACGUACUUCCGCAAGGGCAAAUCGAUCAACUACGACGGAGACAUGGACGACGAGGAGGAGCUGCUCGACUGGCUCACCGAUCCGCACAACAUGGAAAUGACCGACCACAUCGAGAAGGUGAACCGAAAGAUGUUCCAAAAGAUCCGCCAAGCGUCCGACUACCUGGCCGUGUUCUUCUACAGUGACGAUUGCAAGCAGUGCCCCCGGGUGUUGGCCGAAAUCGAGCACAUCGACGACGAAGCGGACGGUGCGGGCAUCAACUUUGUGAAGAUCGACGACAAACAGAUGGCCAAGGAGCUCGGUGUGUACGCACUGCCCGGUAUUGUGUUUUUCAAGCUCUCCUCCAAGGAGCCUGUCAUCUACGCAGGCGAUCUCAACGAUGAGGACGAAAUCCUCAACUGGCUGAUGACACAGAAAAACCCGGGCGGCGACGUCAUCGAGGACCUGGACGGAACGAAGCUGUUGGUUCUGAUCGAAGAGUCGAACGCGCUGGCGGUUUACUUCUGGAACAAAACGACUUGUGAGGCUUGCUUCACGAAGGCUGCCAAGAAGCAGCGCAAGGCGAAGGAGCGCAAAGGGGCGCUGGAUCCAGUAGGGUCCAGUUCGGCCGAGGUGACGGACGACGGCACUGCCGCUGAGGAUGGAACAGAUGCACCGCCAGCCCCGACGACACCCGCACCAACACCACCGCCAACGGUGGCCUCCACCGAGGACACGGAUGAGUGCGAGCAGUGCUCCGGGGUGUUGGAAUCGCUGGAGAACAUCGACGACGAUUGCGACCGCCACGGUAUUCUGUUCGUGAAGACGGACGACAUCUCGAUCGCGGAACAUUACGGCAUCAACGAGUACCCGGUGUUGGUUUACUUCGAGGACAACGUGCCGAAUGUGUUCGAGGGAUUGCUGGACGAAGAGGAAGAGGUCCUACAGUGGUUGAUCACCCAGAAGACGGAGGAUCGCAUCGAGCUGAUCACGCGCGUCAUGCUGGAGUCGAUGGUCGACGAAACGCAGUAUCUGGCCGUUUACUUCUAUAAACUCAAAUCACCUUCGUACUGCCGAAGUUUUUGUUCAGCGGAAAACAUACGCAAGCGCAGGGAGUUUGCACGGGAAGGCAUUUCAGACAAGAUCAACUGCAACAUUUGCGAUCAAAUCCUGGAGGGAUUGGAGGUGAUCGACGACGAACUGGACGUUUUCGGUAUCCACAUGGUCAAGAUUCAGGAUCCGCAGCUUGCGAAGCGCUACUCCAUCAAGACAUUCCCGGCACUGGUGUACUUCAGAAACGGAAAUCCACUGAUCUUCGAGGGCGACCUCCAGAACGAGCAGUCGGUGCUCGAGUGGCUCGUCGACGACGAUAACCGCGAGCUGGCGGACGAGAUCGAGGAGGUGAACGAGCGUAUGCUGGACCGUCUGAUGGAGCAAUCGCCGCUGCUGUGUGUGUUUUACUACGAUGAGGAUUGUGCCGAGUGUGACGACAUUCUGGAGGAACUCGAACUGAUCGACGGUGAGGUCGAUCUGUACGGUAUCGAUUUCGUGAAGGUGGCCAGUCUGGACGCGGCACACAAGUAUGGCGUUACGACGAUCCCGUCGCUGGUGUACUACCGCAAGCAGAUCCCGAUGCUGUACGACGGUGAUAUGCACGAUCACGAGCGGGUGAUGAACUGGCUCACGUCGCAGGACGUGUUCGAGAUCAAGAACGAGAUCGAGGAGGUGAAUCGCAAAAUGCUCAACAAGCUGCUCGACGAAAACGAGUUCCUGGCGGUGUACUUCUUCGAAGAGGACCACGAGGAAAGCGAGGCGGUGCUGGAGAAGCUCGAGCUGAUCGACAGCGAAACGGACAAUCUGGACAUCACGUUCGUGAAGAUGGGUGACCCACGGUACGCGCGCAAGUGGGGCGUAACGAAGCUGCCGGCGAUCGUGUACUUCCGCAAGCGCUUCCCGAGUAUCUACCGGGGCGACAUGUACGACGAGCAGGAUGUGCUCGAAUGGCUGCGCAAGAACCGGUUCCGCCAGCCGGAGCUGAACAUUUUCAUGUACGCCAUGAUCGCGCUCGGCCUUGGGUUCGUCAUCUACACUGCAUUUUUGCUCCAGUGCUUCAAACCGGCACCACCUGCCCCCGUGCCACAUCCGAAGCAAAACUAACUGGCCCCCCGUAACAGCUGGCUGGCAGCACUGGACUGAACGACUUAGUUUGGCGCUUCCAUUUGCGAUGGCCCUUUCCAAGCAGAACUCAGACACACGGCGGGCCGGGCCGGGCACUACAAACGACGUAGCGUUAUUAUUAUUACGAUUAUUUUAGUUUCUACUUACCCACAAUGUGUACUGCCCGCGAACUUUAUUACUGUUUAAAUCUUUUGUUCUCAAAUGGGGGCGUGCUGCUCACCGAACAUCCUCUCCAGUCAAUCGGUUGACUUCGGCAUCUCGCCCCCCACGCCAUAAAGGGUUGGAAAAAUUGAUGCAGCGACCCUGUAAAGAAGCCGUUACGUCUGUGCUGGAACCGGAACAAAAACCCACAAAAACAAAAAAGAGAGUAAAAUAAUUAUAAAUGGAACCAAAAAAAAUGAAAGGAAUUUAACAAAACAGUAGAUUGUCCCUACAAAAGAAAGCAACAACGAACCUCUCUCGAACUGUAAAAAGCAAAUACAAAGAUGCAUUUUUUUCUGUUGGUGAGUUUUUGAGCACACACCCAAACCCAAACAAUGAAAUGGAGUGGAAAUCGUUCGGUUGCAAAUCGUCCAACAAACGCCCAACGGCGGUCAACGACGGAGUAUCGGUUACAACACUCAGCAAUAAAACAAUGUGAAACCCCUUCGAACGGCCUGUCACAUGUCGCGCCCCGUUUGACCCCGGGAAGGAUGGGCACCUUUUAUCCCGUGUCGGCAAAAGGAUUCUUGCCACACGCCUCCGAUGGGACGGGAACGACAGAAGACACGACAACGAUACGAUACACGACUAGCGGACGACGCGACAACGAGACGAUCACGACGAAAAAGGUAACGAAAGCACCGUCCCGGAGAACAUUGCAACAUUGUUUCAGGGCAUCGAAAGGACCUCGAUAC
Messenger RNA from Anopheles bellator, 6375 nucleotides. RefSeq lists its product as uncharacterized. The transcript has 26 exons. The record is from RefSeq and is a predicted model, not a curated record. Bases 56 to 5458 code for a protein of 1800 amino acids. NCBI's taxonomy places the organism in Eukaryota, Metazoa, Arthropoda, Insecta, Diptera, Culicidae.